Molecule: messenger RNA, 2017 nt
Organism: Chilo suppressalis (striped riceborer)
Lineage: Eukaryota; Metazoa; Arthropoda; Insecta; Lepidoptera; Crambidae
Source: the annotation of a GenBank genome assembly
GUCACAAUCAUAUGGAAUGAAUUACAGUAAACCAACAGCAAACAAUUAUUCGGCUUGAAUACAAAGUGGUAUUUCAGUUUGAGAUUGCAUGUGUUGUGCUAUGUUACAAAAUAUCGUUCUUAAAUUCUUGUGCUGACUUAAAGUGAAACAAAAUGAAUGUUCUACAAAAACUGACCUCCAUAUCUUCACCGGGACUGACGAGAAGUUUUACGGUUUCAGCUCUAAAUAAUGCAAAGUAUUCAUGCAAAUUACUUGUAGUAGGAGGAGGUUCAGGCGGAUGCGCUAUAGCGGCGAAAUUUGCAAGGCACUUGAAGAAAGACGAAGUUUAUAUAUUGGAGCCUAGUGAGGACCAUUACUUCCAACCACUGUGGACUCUGGUCGGAGCUGGUGUCAAAACAGUCUCACAAACUCGUCGGCAGAUGAAAGAUGUGCUGCCCACUAAGGCGAAAUGGUUGAAAGAUGCUGCUGUUUCAAUCGAACCAAAAUCAAACUUAGUGAAGACAAGAGAGGGGCAUGAAAUACAGUAUGAGUACCUUGUUGUAUGUGCUGGAUUGCAGAAUGAUUACGGCAAAGUGCCUGGGUUGACAGAGGCUCUCAAGCACCCUGCUAGCGGCGUGUCGACGAUAUACGCAGCGGAUUACUGCAGCAAAACAUGGUCGGACCUCAAGUCCUUUAAGGGCGGAGAGGUGAUGUUUACUUAUCCCGACACGCCCAUCAAGUGUCCAGGGGCGCCACAGAAGAUUGCUUACCUCGCUGACGCUUAUCUGAGAAUGUCGCACGUGCGCUCCAAGUCGAAUCUGACCUACAACACGUGCUUACCGGUGAUAUUUGGCGUGAAGAAGUACGCGGAGACUUUACUCAAGGUGGUGGAGCGGAAGAACAUACACGUCAACUACAAGACUGUGCUCAAGGAGGUGCGACAGGACAAGAGGGAGGCUGUAUUCCGCACCACUGACGAUAAUAAGGAAGUAGUCCUGCCAUACAACAUGCUGCACGUGACUCCGCCCAUGAAGACCCCUGACUUCCUCCGCAACAACCAGGACAUAGCUGAUGCUGCAGGGUUCCUGGAAGUAGACAAGUACAAUCUGCAGCACACCCGAUACCCCAACAUAUACGGACUCGGGGACUGCACCAAUACGCCCAAUAGCAAGACCGUAGCUGCAGUGGCUAAGCAGCUAAAAGUGGUGGAAACCAAUUUGCUAUCUACGAUGAGUCGCGGCGCGGCCCACGCCCAGUACGACGGGUACGGAGCGUGCCCCCUCCUCACGGAGUACGGCAAGUGCGUACUCGCAGAGUUCGUGUACGACGGGGUGCCCCACGAGACGAUGCCUUUCAACCAGGCGCAAGAGAGCACGAUAGCUUACUACAUGAAGAAGGAUCUGUUCCCGUUUCUGUACUGGCAGUUCAUGGUGCGAGGGUACUACAAUGGCCCGGAGUUCGUCAGGAGAAUCAUAAACCCGCUAGCUAAGUAGCCCUUUAUUUAAACUACACCCGGAGACCAAUACUCUAAGGAUAUCGUUUGUGAUGCGAAAUAUUUGUGCGAUAUUGUUCAAACAACUCGGUUGUACGCUUUGACAUCUGUGAGUGCUUGGAAUGGCGACAGCUUGUGACGGCCAGAAUUCAGAUGAUUGCAUUGUAACAUUUUUUUUACUCAUUUUUUUAGCGUUCUCCCUCUUUAGGGAAGGCAAAGGGAACAAUGCCCAUACAGCCUAGUCUUCAGUUUUCGUUGUUCUUUUUUUUACAUUAGAAUGUGGAUGUGACGCAUUCUAAUGUUUUUUGGGGUGUUUGGCACGAAAUGUAUCGAGUCAGCUUUCUUGAUAAGCUUCUGUGUGGUAGUCAACACUAUAAUAAAGUUCCCACGUCCUUUUGACCGCAAUAGCGUAUUUUAAAGAUUCCACAAAUUCUUCAGUUGUGCUGAAGGUUGCAACACAAAAUCACGCCAAUUUUAUUUCACAAUUUCCACUAUGAACGAAUUAAAGAAUAAUUAAAAUAAGACGCCUCACUCGAUGAGAUCCCG